Molecule: messenger RNA, 860 nt
Organism: Diabrotica virgifera virgifera (western corn rootworm)
Lineage: Eukaryota; Metazoa; Arthropoda; Insecta; Coleoptera; Chrysomelidae
Product: C-type lectin 37Db-like
Exons: 3
Coding region: 149-682 (177 amino acids)
Biological process (GO): biological process involved in interspecies interaction between organisms
Cellular component (GO): external side of plasma membrane
Molecular function (GO): carbohydrate binding
Source: RefSeq, a predicted model, not a curated record
GAACGAGAUAAAGAUUCAAAUCCGAUUAGAAUGCAAUCUCGGAAUUCGCAAUCAAGGAUAGUAGUUGGUUAUCCGUUAUCCUUCUUAUUUGCGAAUAUUUAAUUUAUUGACAAGUUGUGUAUAGUUUUAAAGAACAGUUGACGCUAUAAUGAAUUGUAAAAUUGUUUUAAUCUGGUUUGCGUGUUAUAUUUGCAGUGUAAAUCUACAAAAACCGAGUGAGAGUGCCUUUGUUUCUCCUAUUUUGCAAACCAAUCGAAGAGGUCCAAAUUGGAUUACUCAUAAGGGAAAAACAUAUUAUAUCAAUAAUGUGUUUAGGACAAACUUCUAUCGCGCAUUACAAUUUUGUAGACAACAAGGAAUGCAUCUUUUAAGUUUAAAAAAUCAAGAAGAGAGUGAUCUGAUCAAAAAUCAUAUUGAAGCAAACGCUGGAUUUAAACACAGGGGCUAUUUUACAUCCGGAGUAAACCUAGUAGGUGAUGACCAAUGGAUCUGGCUAUCUACAGGUCUGGAUGUAACAUAUACUAACUGGUAUCCAGGUGAACCAAGCGGAAGAAGUGGAUCCAAUGUUACAGAAAACUGUAUGGAAAUUCGAGAAUGGGGUGGCUUUACUUGGAACGAUUUAAAUUGUCUAUUAGAAGCUUAUUUUAUUUGUGAAAGUGCUAGAGAGUGUCAAAGAGUAUGAUACUCAUGGUUGAAUAUUAGUUAUAAUGUUUUGAUAUGGAUUAAAUAAUUUUUGUAUGCAAUUAUUGUUUUUAACUGUGAGGAGAUAUGUAUGGAAGAGAUACAAAUUUGCUAAAGCAGUCAAAACUAUACUAUUAGAUCAGUAAACAGAAAUACUUAAUAAAUAGAGAUAAAAUAUA